UUGUUGAAUAAAAAUAAAAUAUAUUUGGCGCAGUGAGUCACUUACUGUUUUCCCUUCCCUUUCCCUCUUCCUGAAAUUCCCCUUUUCUCAUCCUUUCCGACAAUUAGACCCCACAAUUUCUCCGCAAUUUUCUCUCUCUCUAAAUUCCCUCUUUCCCAAAUUCAAAUCCAAUGCCAGCUUCUUCUCCUUCAGAUGGUCGAGGUCGGUGGAAGCGGCGGAAGCGAGACCGGAGACCCAAGCAUCUCCAAGAAGAUAACGAUGUCCCGGAGGAAGAUGUAGAAGAGGAAGAUAACAACAACGAGGACAUCGAUAACCACCGCGAUAACAAUUCCGGGGACGAUGCCGGAGGGGGAUUUAGGGAUCCGUCUUUGCUGGGGUCCAGCGAGUGUGAGGUUCUGGCUGAUGGUGGAGUUCGCAUCUCGGAGUUCCCCCCCGUGGUCAAGCGGACUGUGAACCGUCCUCACGGUUCUGUGAUGGCGAUCGUGGCGGCUGAGCGGGCCGGUUUGGUUGGGGAUAGCAAGGGCCACCAGCAGGUGGCUCUGGCGGUUUUGGAGAACGUUUCGUACGGGCAGUUACAGUCGGUUUCGACUGAAGCUCCCAUUGUUGAACCGGAGAAGUAUGUGAUUACACCUCCUCCGAUAAUGGAGGGGCGUGGCGUUGUUAAGAGGUUUGGGAGUAGGGUUCAUAUCCUGCCAAUGCAUUCAGAGUGGUUCUCACCAGCCUCCGUGCAUCGACUAGAAAGACAAGUUGUGCCACAUUUUUUUUCUGGAAAAUCACCUGAACAUAUGCCCGAAAAAUAUAUGGAAUGUAGAAACCACAUUGUUGCCAAGUAUAUGGAUAAUCCAUUGAAGAGAAUUACAGUUUCUGAUUGCCAGGGAUUGAUAGAUGGAAUCAGUAAUGAGGAUUUAACUCGAAUUGUUCGGUUUCUUGAUCACUGGGGAAUCAUCAAUUAUUUUGCAGCUGCACCAAGUCAUGAGCCUUGGAGUGCUGGGUCCUACUUAAGGGAGGAGCCAAAUGGCGAUGUUCAUGUGCCAUCGGCUGCAUUAAAGUCUAUUGAUAGCUUGAUCAAAUUCGACAAGCCAAAAUGUAGGCUCAAGGCAGCUGAUGUUUAUUCAUCAUUGUCAUGUCAUGCUGAUAUCUCUGACUUGGACAAUAGAAUACGAGAGUGCCUAGAUGAAAACAAUUGCACUUCAUGUUCUCAGCCCGUUGCCACUUCAUAUUAUCAGUCACAGAAGGAGGUUGAUGUACUGCUGUGCUCUGAUUGCUUCCAUGAUGGGAGAUUUGUUUCUGGUCAUUCAAGCAUAGAUUUUGUUAGAGUAGAUUCAACAAAAGAUUAUGGGGACCUAGAUGGAGAUAGUUGGAACAACCAGGAAACUUUACUGUUGCUUGAGGCAAUGGAAAUUUACAAUGAGAACUGGAAUGAAAUAGCUGAGCAUGUGGGCACUAAGUCAAAAGCACAAUGCAUACUUCAUUUUGUACGUCUACCCAUGGAGGAUGGCCUAUUGGAAAAUUUGGAAGUUCCGAGCAUGCCCAAGUCAACAAUUGUUGCAAACGGAGACAGCCAAAGAUUACACUCAAACAUGAAUGGGAGUCUACCAGGGCCCAGCCUUCAAGAUGCGGAUUAUCAAAGCAAGGUUCCUUUUGAGAAUUCUGGGAAUCCAGUUAUGGCUAUGGUUGCUUUUCUGGCAUCUGCUGUUGGACCAAGAGUUGCUGCUGCCUGUGCCCAUGCAUCCUUGGCAGCAUUGGCUGAAGAUGUAGAUAAGGAAGGUUCGGGACAUGGUAAUAGGAUGAAUAUGGAGAGUGUACAUAGUAGAGAAGGUGGUUUACAUGGUUCCGUUCAUCAAAAAGAGAACUCAGCAAUACAUUCAUUUGGUCAAAAUGAGGCAGAGGAUCAUCCACUAUCUGCUGAAAAAGUUAAAGCUGCUGCCAAAGCUGGCCUUGCAGCUGCAGCUAUGAAGGCAAAACUGUUUGCGGACCACGAGGAACGAGAAAUUCAAAGGUUAUCAGCCAAUAUCAUAAAUCAUCAGUUGAAGAGAUUGGAGCUGAAGCUUAAGCAGUUUGCAGAAGUUGAAACGUUACUCAUGAAAGAAUGUGAACAAGUGGAGAAAACAAGGCAAAGGUUUGCUGCUGAGAGGGCUCGAAUUGUAUCAGCUCAAUUCGGAACCACCGGAGUCGCUUCACAAAUGAGUGUACCUGUGAUUUCUUCUCCCAUGGUUAAUAACAUUGGCAACAACAGGCAACAGGUAUUGUCAGCCUCACCUUCAACGCCAAGCAAUUCUGGAUAUGUUAACAACCAACCAGUAAAUCCCCAUAUGCCAUUCAUGCAACGCCAACCGAUGUUUCCUAUGGGUCCGAGGAUGCCCCUUACAGCCAUGCAAGCAUCCACAUCAGCUCCUCCUAAUGUCAUGUUCAACUCCCGAGGGAAUGCACAACCAACUCUUAACCAUCCACUAAUGAGGUCGGUUUCCGGGGCUGGAUCUGGUCUAGGUUGAAAUGAAAGAGUCAAAAAUAAAUUUUGGAUUUUAUUGAUGGAAUUCAUUGGUGGUGUUGAUUUUCUGCGCUUCGGAGACAACCAGUAGCUUGGACGAACAGUUGAAGCAUCUUCAGCUUCAAAAUAUAGAACCUGAAGCAAUUUUUAGGGUUUGUAACAUCAUACAAUUAAUGUAGUUUGGGGUUUAAUUAUGAAAUAUUGAGACUAAUUACCAAAAUUAAUUGUAUAAAUAAAUUAUCUAAAAAUUUUAGAGCAUCCCAAUCGAAUGAAAACUAAUGCGCGUCUAUUCUUGCUAA
This is a messenger RNA of Gossypium raimondii (Peruvian cotton), 2787 nucleotides long. Its product is annotated as SWI/SNF complex subunit SWI3C. Gene Ontology annotation, molecular function: zinc ion binding; protein binding. The coding region runs from base 171 to 2492 and encodes 773 amino acids. The transcript has 9 exons. The record is from RefSeq and is a predicted model, not a curated record. Lineage: Eukaryota; Viridiplantae; Streptophyta; Magnoliopsida; Malvales; Malvaceae.